AUGUCCUCUUCUCCACGUCACGGCUCAUCAGCAAGCCAACACAAACACCCCAAAUCAUCAUCGACACACUCCCGAAACGCGUCUCAGACACCCAGGAACAAUGAUGAAAUUUCAGAACUUCCUGGACGGUAUUAUAUACCCAGGAAUGAACUGGAUGAACUAGUCCUCGAGAUGGGUGGUGUCCAUGGCUCCGCCGAUACUGAUAUACAUAGAAUAGGAAAAGUAAAAGAAAAUCUGGACAAGUACCAAAACUCUCUAGAACGACUUGAGGGAUAUCAACGCCUUCAAGCUGCGGGGAAAAGUCCGGAUGAGUACAAAGAGACUCAAGAGCGACUUGAGAGAUAUCAAAUCCUGAGAGAUAUAAAGGCAAUAGCGAAAAGAAUCCACUAUAUGAAACAUCUAGAAAGUGCAAUAGUAUCUUUUGCCAAUGAUAUGAUAGUCAACGAGGAGUUAGAAAACAAGGACUUUCGGAAAUUGGAAACCCGUGUCAGUCGGCUUAAAGAAACUAUGAAUGAUGCAUCCAAAGUCCUUGAAGCAGCUAAAAGUCAGAUGAAUGAUGACACUUUCAACAAGAAGACGUUAGGCAUAUCGGAUGGGGACAAAGAAGAAGAAAUGAAAGCAGUAUGCAAAGAGGGUAAAGAAAAAAUCGAAGCAACAAGGAAGCUCAUGAAGGAGCACGAUGAUAAAAUAAAAUCCGCACAAAAGACCGUGUAG
Messenger RNA from Fomitiporia mediterranea MF3/22, 714 nucleotides. RefSeq lists its product as uncharacterized. The transcript has a single exon. NCBI's taxonomy places the organism in Eukaryota, Fungi, Basidiomycota, Agaricomycetes, Hymenochaetales, Hymenochaetaceae. The record is from RefSeq and is a predicted model, not a curated record. The coding region runs from base 1 to 714 and encodes 237 amino acids.